Myripristis murdjan (pinecone soldierfish) is the source of this 19913-nucleotide messenger RNA. RefSeq names its product nebulin (gene neb). Bases 159 to 19151 code for a protein of 6330 amino acids. The record is from RefSeq and is a predicted model, not a curated record. Gene Ontology annotation, biological process: cardiac muscle thin filament assembly. NCBI's taxonomy places the organism in Eukaryota, Metazoa, Chordata, Actinopteri, Holocentriformes, Holocentridae. Gene Ontology annotation, molecular function: actin filament binding. The transcript has 140 exons. Gene Ontology annotation, cellular component: Z disc.
UGGGAAACCAUUAAACUCUAAAGUAACUGGACUGAGGCAAAUCACAAAGUUGGAAUAUCAGUUUGGGACCCUAGUGGAUGGCAAGUGAGGCUUCCUUACUAUAAGGUUGCUGGAAAUCCUUUGGGGAUCUUUCUCGGAACCUCUGAAGUUGUCCCAAAAUGGCGACCAUUGAGGAAUAUGAGGAAUUUGAGGAGGAAGAAAUUGUGGAGGAGUAUGUUGAGGAGUUUACAACGACGACUGUCACUGGGCAGACCUCCCAGGUCACACAGUCCGGCCUGCCCACCAGGAAGGUCAGGAAGAAGGUCAAGGUGGAUACCUCCAAGUUCAUGACUCCAUACCUGGCCCACAGCCAGAAGAUGCUGGACCAGUUCAGCCACAAUAAGUACCGUGAGGCUUAUGACAAGUCCAAAGGGAACCCCCCUGCCAUCAUCACUGAUAGCCCUGAGAUGCUCCGCAUCAGGAAGGCCCAGGAGCAGCUCAGUGAGGUGAAAUACCGUAUGGCGGGCAAUAAGGCCAAGACCAGCAGCAUGUACGAUGGUGAGGCCAAAGAGAUUGCCCAUGUCAAACAUGUCUCCGAGUUGGUCAGCAAGGUCCUGUACAGACAAAAGUGGGAUGAAACUAAGGACAGGUACCUGCUGCCCCCGGAUGCUCCUGAGCUGGUCCUGGCCGUGAAGAAUGCUGCUAACUUCAGCAAAAAACAAUACACGGAGGCCUGGGAUGAAGAGAAGACCAUGUACUACCCCUACAGUGACAGCCCUGAGCUGCGUAGGGUGGCCAAGGCUCAGGAGGUCCUCAGUGAUAUUCACUACAAGAAGGGUCAUGACGAGCGUAAGGCCAAAUACACCGCCCUGGCUGACCCUCCUGAUGUGGAGCUGGCCAAGAGAGUGUUCACUCAGCGCAGCGAUCUUAAGUACAAGGAAGACUACAAUAAAAAUGUGAAGGGUCAAUGGUGUGAGACCCCCUACUUUGAUGUGGCCACUGCCAGAGUGGCUAUGGACAACCUCAGCAAUAGAAAAUACACGCAAGAGUUUGAGGAUAUAAAAGACCAAAUUUAUUUCAUGCAAACAGAAACGCCUGUUUACGAAACAAACAAGAAGGCUACUAAUGCCGCUAGCUCGGUCCAAUACAAGAAGGAAUAUGAGAAGACGAAGGCGCAGUCUGACUAUAACACUCUCCCCGCCACGGAGAAUCCUCUGCUCAGACAGCUCAGAUAUGCUGGCACCAUUCUCAGUGAUAAAGUCUACAAGGCCAAUUAUGAGAAAUCCAGAGGGUUCAGCAUCAACUACUGUGACACGCCCAAGUUUCAAAUGGACUCAGUUCUUAAACAAUUCAGUGACGUACAUUACAAAGAUAAGUAUGAUAAUGAGGUGAAGGGCCACUAUAUUGGCAGCUAUGAAGAUAUCUACAUGCUUCAUUGCCAGAAAAUUGAGGAAAUGAAGAAUGAACAAAUGUACAAAGCUGAUUAUGAAGAUCUGAAAACAAGAUGCUUCUUCCCUCAAACGAUUACACCUGAAUAUGAGGCCACUAAGGGCCUUGAGAAGUGUAAAGAUAAAGCUUACCGGCAACAUCCAAGCACUGUGAAAUUUACUCAAGUCUCGGAUUCGCCAGUUAUGGUUCAAGCCGCCGUCAACGCCCAACAGCUAAGUGAUCUGAACUACAAGGCAAAGUAUGAGGAGACAAAGUUCAAGUGUUACCUGCCCCCAGACUACCCCUUCUUCGUCCAGUCCAGAGUUAAUGCUUACAACCUUAGUGAUAGCUGUUACAAGUAUGACUGGGAGAAACGUAAAGCUAAGGAGUUUGAGGUCAAGGGUGAUGCCAUCUCGAUACUUGCUGCCCGUGCUCACACGAACAUUGCCAGUGAUGUUAAAUAUAAGAAGGAGUAUGAGAAGAACAAGGGACAGAUGGUUGGAGCCCUCAGCAUUAAUGACGACCCAAAGAUUUUGCACUCCGUUCACGUGGCCAAAAUCCAGAGUGAUCGCGAGUACAAAAAGGACUAUGAAAAAUUGAAGACCAAGUACCAUACCACACUGGACAUGAUGUCGGUCACCCUGGCCAAGAAGUCCCAGGCGAUUGCUAGCAUGGCCGGGUACAGGAGCAUCAGAAACCAGUACCUCCUUCCCUACGACAGCGUACUGCUGGACCUCGCCAAGAAAGCCAAUGUCAUCCAGAGUGAUAAUGAGUACAAGGCCGACUACAACGCUAACACCAAGGGUACCCCAUGGGUGCCUUUCGGCUCCAUGGACGUUGAAAAAGCCAAGAAAGCUGGCGAGAUCCUCAGUGAUAAAAAGUACAGGCAGCACCCAGACACCAUCCCCUUCACAGCUAUCGAUGACCACCCCAUCAUGCUGCAGGCCAAGGUCAACCAGCUUCAGAGGAGUGAUCGGUUCUAUAAGAGAGGACUGGAGGAGGUUCAUCAGAAAUACUCUUUGCCUCCUGAUGUCCCUGAGUUCCUCCAGGCCAAGUGCAAUGCCUACAACAUUAGCAAGAACUACUACAAGCUUGCCUGGGAGGAGGACAUUGCUAAAGGAUAUGACAUGAAACCUGAUGCCAUCCCCAUUGUCGCUGCAAAGGCUGCCAGACAUGCUGCCAGUGACGUUCAAUACAAAAAGGCGUAUGAGAAGGCAAAGGGCCACCAUGUUGGCUUCCGCAGCCUCCAGGACGAUCCCUUGCUGGUUCACUACAUGGACGUGGCCAAGAUGCAGAGUGACAAGAACUACAAGAAGGAUUACCACAAGGUCAAGCUGAAGUAUCACUCCCCAGUGGACAUGAUGAGCCUGGCUCACGCCAAGCAUGCCUCAGCUGUGCAGACUUAUGCUGGAUACAAGCAGCACCACCAUCGUUACAGCCUCCUUCCUGAUGCCAUGAGUCUAGAACUUGCUCGCAGCAUGAACCUCAGCUCCAGUGAUUACAACUAUAAACUGGAUUAUGAGAGCUCAGUCAAAGGAAUUGGCUGGGUCCCCAUUGGGUCCCUGGAGGUGGAGAAAGCCAAGGCGGCAGCAGCAGCUCUGGAUGAGAAAAAGUACAGACAGCACCCUGACACUAUUAAAUUCACCAGUGUCACUGACUCCAUGAACAUGGAGCUGGCCAAGGCCAACGCCAAGAUCCUCAAUGCGAAAGAGUACAAGGCCAGUGGAGAGAAGUUCAUGCACACUUAUCAUCUGCCUGCUGAUGCACCUGAACUGUUGCAGGCCAAAUACAAUGCUGUCAACAUUAGCCAGAAUUACUACACAUAUUCUCACCGUCAAGAUCUGCUUAAAGGACAUCACAUGAAGGAAGAUGCAAUUCCCAUUGUUGCAGCAAAAUCAUCCAGAGAUAUUGCCAGUAAUUACAAGUACAAGCUGGCACAUGAGAAGGCAAAGGGCCGCCAUGUUGGCUUCCGCAGCCUCCAGGACGAUCCUUUGCUGGUUCACUACAUGGAAGUGGCCAAAAUGCAGAGUGACAAGAACUACAAGAAGGAUUACCACAAGGCCAAGCUGAAGUAUCACUCCCCAGUGGACAUGAUGAGCCUGGCUCAUGCCAAGCAGGCAUCUACUGUUCAGACCUUUGCGGGCUACAGAAAUAUUCCUCACAACUACUUCCUUCUCCCUGACAACAUGCAGUUGCAGCUGUGUCGCUCCAUGAUGGACAUUCAGAGUAAUAAUGUGUACAAGGCAGACUACAACAACUAUUACAAAGGUUCAGGAUGGGUCCCUAUUGGUUCCCUGGAGGUUGAGAAGGCCAAAGCUGCCAAAGCAGCCCUAGAUGAUAGGGGCUACAGACAGCACCCCAGUACCCUCAAGUUCACCAGCAAGACUGACUCCAUGAACAUGGCUCUGGCUAUGGCCAACACGAAGCAGCUGGGCAAAGCUGCAUAUAAAGCCUCUGGUGAGAAGUUUAUGCAUACCUACAAUCUGCCAGCAGACAGCCCUGAGUUCCUCCAGGCUAAAUUUAAUGCCCAGACCAUGAGCGAGAGUCACUACAAGCACAAGUGGCUGGAAGAUAUUGCCAAGGGAUAUGACAUGAAGCCUGAUGCUAUUCCUAUACUACAUGCUAAGCAAGGCAGACAUAUUGCCAGUAAUGUCCAAUACAAGAAAGAUUAUGAGAAGGCAAAGGGCCACCAUGUUGGCUUCCGCAGCCUCCAGGAUGACCCCUUGCUGGUUCACUACAUGGAAGUGGCCAAAAUGCAGAGUGACAAGAACUACAAGAAGGAUUACCACAAGGUCAAGCUGAAGUAUCACUCCCCAGUGGACAUGAUGAGCCUGGCUCAUGCCAAGCAGGCGUCUGCGGUUCAGACUUACGCUGGGUACAGAAAGAUCCCUCACAACUACUUCCUUCUCCCUGACAACAUGCACCUGCAGCUGUGUCGCACCAUGAACACCCAAGCUAGCGAUUGUGACUAUAAGUCUGAAUGGAACUCCUGUAUUAGAGGAAUUGGGUGGGUCCCCAUCGGCUCUCUUGGAGUUGAGACGGCUAAACUUGGCGGUGAGAUUCAGAGUGACAAGAAGUACCGCACUCAUCCAUCCAACUUCAAGUUCAGCAAGCUGAUGGACUCUAUGGACCUGGCUCUGGCCACUGCCAACAACCAGAUCAUGAACAAGAAAGCAUACACCGCAGCUUGGGAGAAGGACAAACUGACUGUCCAUGUCAUGCCAGAUGCUCCUGAGAUUGUCCUGGCCAAGGCUAAUGCCAUCACCAUGAGCAAUAAACUUUACAAAGCCGGUGUUGUGGAGAUGGCCAAUAAGGGCUAUAACCUCAAAGCCGAUGCCAUCCCAAUUUUGGCUGCCAAGACUGGCACCACCAUUGCCAGUAAUUACAAGUACAAGCUGGCACAUGAGAAGGCAAAGGGCCACCAUGUUGGCUUCCGCAGCCUCCAGGACGACCCCUUGCUGGUUCACUACAUGGAAGUGGCCAAGAUGCAGAGUGACAAGAACUACAAGAAGGAUUACCACAAGGCCAAGCUGAAGUAUCACUCCCCAGUGGACAUGAUGAGCCUGGCUCAUGCCAAGCAAGCAUCUGCUGUUCAGACUUAUGCUGGGUACAGAAAGAUCCCUCACAACUACUUCCUUCUCCCUGACAACAUGCACCUGCAGCUGUGCCGCACCAUGAACACCCAAGCUAGUGAUUGUGACUAUAAGUCUGAAUGGAACUCCUGUAUUAGAGGAAUUGGGUGGGUCCCCAUCGGCUCUCUUGGAGUUGAGACGGCUAAACUUGGCGGUGAGAUUCAGAGCGACAAGAAGUACCGCACUCAUCCAUCCAACUUCAAGUUCAGCAAGCUGAUGGACUCUAUGGACCUGGCUCUGGCCACUGCCAACAACCAGAUCAUGAACAAGAAAGCAUACACUGCUGCUUGGGAGAAGGACAAACUGACUGUCCAUAUCAUGCCAGAUGCUCCUGAGAUUCUCCUGGCCAAGGCUAAUGCCAUCACCAUGAGCGAUAAACUUUACAAAUCCGGUGUUGUGGAGAUGGCCAAAAAGGGCCAUCACCUCAAAGCCGAUGCCAUCCCGAUUGUGGCUGCCAAGUCUGGCACCACUAUUGCCAGCAAUUACAAGUACAAGCUGGAUUACGAGAAGGCAAGGGGCCACCAUGUUGGCUUCCGCAGCCUCCAGGACGAUCCCUUGCUGGUUCACUACAUGGAAGUGGCCAAGAUGCAGAGUGACAAGAACUAUAAGAAGGAUUACCACAAGGCCAAGCUGAAGUAUCACUCCCCAGUGGACAUGAUGAGCCUGGCUCAUGCCAAGCAGGCGUCUGCUGUUCAGACUUACGCUGGGUAUAAGCAGAUCAUCUCCCACUACACUGUGCUGCCUGAUGCCAUGAACCUGGAACUGGCUCGUAACAUGCAGUUCAUUGCCAGUGAUAACCAGUACAAGAGUGAGUACCAAAAUUACGUCAGGGGAAUUGGAUGGGUUCCUAUUGGAUCUCUGGAAGUUGAGAAAGUGAAAUCAGCUGGACAGGCCUUCAGUGAGAAACUGUACCGCCAACACCCCAGCAACUUCAAGUUCACCAAAGACAUGCAUUCCAUGGACCUGGCAUUGGCCACUGCCAACAACCAGAUUAUGGACAAGAAAUCCUAUAACAAAGCAUGGGAGAGUGACAAGACCUCAAUCCACAUCAUGCCUGAUGCCAUGGAUAUUGUUCUUGCCAGAGCAAACAAGAAGAAUUACAGUGAGAAACUGUACAAGUUGGACAAUGAGCUGUCCAAGAAGAAGGGUCAUAAUGUUCGUGCAGAUGCCAUUCCAAUCCAGGCUGCAAAGACCUCUGUUACUAUUGCAAGUGAUUACAAGUAUAAGACAGGAUACCGUAAGCAAGUGGGCCACCACAUUGGUGCCCUCAGCAUCCAGGACGACCCUCUGCUCAUGCUGGCCCUGAACUCAGCCAAGAUUGCCAGUGACGCUUUGUACAAGAAGGACUUCAACAAGUCCAAGACCAAGUUCCAUCUGCCAGUGGACAUGAUGGCCUUUGAACUGGCCAAGAAGAACCAGAUUCAGGUCAACCAUGCCAACUACAUCACCCGCCUGCACAACUGGACCUGCCUGCCAGACUCCAAUGAUGUUGUCCAGGCCAGACUGGCAUAUGAUCUACAGAGUGAUGCUGUUUACAAGGCUGAUCAAAAGAUGAUGCAGGGCAUUGGAUGGGUGCCUAUUGGGUCACUGGAUGUUGAGAAAGUUAAGAAAGCUGGUGAGAUCCUGAGUGAGAACGUGUAUCGUCAGCACCCAAGUAACUACAAAUUCACCAGCACAACUGAAGACAUGCCGAUGGUGUUGGCUAAAGGCAAUGCUCAGAUUAUGAACAAGAAAACAUAUAUUGAUGCAUGGGAGAAAGAAAAGACAUCAAUCCACGUCAUGCCUGAUGCCAUGGAUAUUCUUCUGGCCAAAGCCAACAAGGUCAACUAUAGUGUGAAAGCCUACAAACAGGCAAAUGAAGAAGCAAAGAAGAAGGGCUACGAUCUGCGUAAUGAUGCCAUUUCCAUCAUCGCAGCCAAGGCUUCAAGGGACAUUGCCAGUGACUACAAGUAUAAGACAGGAUACCGUAAACAAGUUGGCCACCACAUUGGUGCCCUCAGCAUCCAGGACGACCCUCUGCUCAUGCUGGCCCUGAACUCAGCCAAGAUUGCCAGUGACGCUUUGUACAAGAAGGACUUCAACAAGUCCAAGACCAAGUUCCAUCUGCCAGUGGACAUGAUGGCCUUUGAACUGGCCAAGAAGAACCAGAUUCAGGUCAACCAUGCCAACUAUAUCACCCGCCUGCACAACUGGACCUGCCUGCCAGACUCCAAUGAUGUUGUCCAGGCCAGACUGGCAUAUGAUUUACAGAGUGAUGCUGUUUACAAGGCUGAUCAAAAGAUGAUGCAGGGCAUUGGAUGGGUGCCUAUUGGGUCACUGGAUGUUGAGAAAGUUAAGAAAGCUGGUGAGAUCCUGAGUGAGAAAGUGUAUCGUCACCAUCCAAGCAACUACAAAUUCACCAGCACAACUGAAGACAUGCCGAUGGUGUUGGCUAAAGCCAAUGCUCAGACUAUCAACAAGAAAGCAUAUAUUGAUGCAUGGGAGAAAGACAAGACAUCAAUCCACGUCAUGCCUGAUGCCAUGGAUAUUCUUCUGGCCAAAGCCAACAAAGUCAACUAUAGUGUGAAAGCCUACAAACAGGCAAAUGAAGAAGCAAAGAAGAAGGGCUACGAUCUGCGUAAUGAUGCCAUUUCCAUCAUCGCAGCCAAGGCUUCAAGGGACAUUGCCAGUGACUACAAGUAUAAGACAGGAUACCGUAAACAAGUUGGCCACCACAUUGGUGCCCUCAGCAUCCAGGACGACCCUCUGCUCAUGCUGGCUCUGAACUCAGCCAAGAUUGCCAGUGACGCUUUGUACAAGAAGGACUUCAACAAGUCCAAGACCAAGUUCCAUCUGCCAGUGGACAUGAUGGCCUUUGAACUGGCCAAGAAGAACCAGAUUCAGGUCAACCAUGCCAACUACAUCACCCGCCUGCACAACUGGACCUGCCUGCCAGACUCCAAUGAUGUUGUCCAGGCCAGACUGGCAUAUGAUCUACAGAGUGAUGCUGUUUACAAGGCUGAUCAAAAGAUGAUGCAGGGCAUUGGAUGGGUUCCUAUUGGGUCACUGGAUGUUGAGAAAGUUAAGAAAGCUGGUGAGAUCCUGAGUGAGAAAGUGUAUCGUCGCCAUCCAAGCAACUACAAAUUCACCAGCACAACUGAAGACAUGCCGAUGGUGUUGGCUAAAGCCAAUGCUCAGACUAUCAACAAGAAAUCAUACAUUGAAGCAUGGGAGAAUGAGAAGACCAAGAUCCACAUCAUGCCUGAUGCUAUGGAUGUUCUUCUGGCCAAAGCAAACAAGGUCAACUACAGCGUGAAAGCCUACAAACAGGCAAAUGAAGAAGCCAAGAAGAAGGGCUAUGAUCUGCGUAAUGAUGCCAUUUCCAUCAUCGCAGCCAAAGCUUCAAGGGACAUUGCAAGUGAUUUCAAAUACAAGACAGGAUACCGUAAACAAGUUGGACACCACAUUGGUGCCCGCAGCGUCCAGGACGACCCUCUGCUCAUGCUGGCUCUGAACUCAGCCAAGAUUGCCAGUGAUGCUCUGUACAAGAAGGACUUCAACAAGUCCAAGACCAAGUUCCAUCUGCCAGUGGAUAUGCUGACUCUUGAACUGGCCAAGAAAUGCCAAAUUCAAGUCAAUGAUUUCAACUACAGAACUCAUCUUCACAACUGGACCUGCCUGCCAGACUCCAAUGAUGUUGUCCAGGCCAGACAAGUGUAUGACCUACAGAGUGAUGCUGUGUACAAAGCUGACCUGAAGUGGCUCAAGGGCCUGGGCUGGGUCCCCAUUGGCUCGCUUGAGGUGGAGAAAGCCAAGAAGGCUGCAGAGAUCUUGAGUGAUACGAAGUACCGCCAGCACCCCAGCACAGUCCCCUUCAGCAGCCGCAUGGACGCCAUGAACAUUGCCCUGGCGCAAAAUAACGCUCUGACCAUGAACAAGCGUCUCUAUACUGAGGCAUGGGAGAGGGACAAGACCAAGCUACACAUCAAGCCUGAUACCCCUGAGAUCCUUCUCUCACAGCAGAAUUCCAUUAACAUAAGCAAUAAACUAUACAGGCAAGGUUAUGAGGCCACCAUUAAGAAGGGCUAUCACCUUCCUGUGGAUGCCAUUUCUGUCAAGUCCGCCAAGGCCUCCAGGGACAUCAGCAGUGAUUUCAAGUACAAAACAGGAUACCGUAAACAAGUUGGACACCACAUUGGUGCCCGCAGCGUCCAGGACGACCCUCUGCUCAUGCUGGCUCUGAACUCAGCCAAGAUUGCCAGUGAUGCUCUGUACAAGAAGGACUUCAACAAGUCUAAGACCAAGUUCCAUCUGCCAGUGGACAUGAUGGCCUUUGAACUGGCCAAGAAGAACCAGAUUCAGGUCAACCAUGCCAACUACAUCACUCGCCUGCACAACUGGACCUGUCUGCCAGACUCCAAUGAUGUCGUCCAGGCUAGGAAGGCCUAUGACCUGCAGAGUGAUGCUGUAUACAAGGCUGACUUGGAGUUCAUCGUAGGCACAGGAUGGGUCCCCAUUGGCUCACUGGAUGUAUUGAAGGCCAAGAAUGCUGCAAAGAUUCUCAGUGACCGUUUGUACAAGCAGAAACCAGACACACUAAAAUAUACCACUGAUAUGACCUCCAUGCCCAUGGUCUUGGCCAAAACAAAUGCUGAUAUCAUGAACAAGAAAGAUUAUGUGGCUGCUUGGGAGGCAGACAAGGUUAAAACUCACGUAACCCCUGACCUGCCUGAGCUGUUACUUUCUAAAGCUAAUGCUUACAACAUUAGCAAGAAACUCUACAGGGAAGGUGUUGAGGAGAUGUUCAGAAAGGGCUAUGACCUCAAGGCGGAUGCUAUCUCUGUUAUUGCUGCCAAGCACGGAAGAGAGAUCAUUAGUGAUUAUAAAUACAAGACAGGGUACCGCAAGCAAGUUGGACACCACAUUGGUGCCCGCAGCGUCGAGGACGACCCUCUGAUCAUGCUGGCUCUGAACUCAGGCAAGAUUGCCAGUGAUGCUCUGUACAAGAAGGACUUCAACAAGUCUAAGACCAAGUUCCAUCUGCCAGUGGACAUGCUGACUCUUGAACUGGCCAAGAAAUGCCAGGUUCAAGUCAAUGACUUCAACUACAGAACUCAUCUUCACAACUGGACCUGCCUGCCAGACUCCAAUGAUGUUGUACAGGCCAGAAAGGUCUACGAUCUCCAGAGUGAUGCUGUAUACAAGGCCGAUAUGGAAUGGAUCAAGGGAUCAGGUUGGGUGCCUAUUGGUUCGCUUGACGUGGAGAAAGCUAAGAAGGCAGCAGAGAUCCUGAGUGACAGGAAAUACCGUCAGCACCCCAGCAACUUUAAGUUCACUGCUACGACAUCCGACAUGCCAUUUGCCCUUGCUCAGGCCAAUGCCCAGAUCAUGGACAAGAAAGCAUAUGUUGCUGCUUGGGAGAACGAUAAGACCAACCUUCACAUCAUGCCCGACACUCCUGAAAUCCUCCUGGCCCAGCAGAACAAGCUCAACACCAGUCUGAAACAUUACCGUGAAGGCUAUGAGGACACGAUCAGUAAGGGCUACUUCCUUCCAAAGGAUGCAAUUUCUGUUUUGGCAGCCAAGGCCUCUCGAGAAAUUAUCAGCGAUUACAAGUACAAGGCUGGCUUCCGCAAGCAGUGUGGGCACCAUAUUGGAGCCCUCAGUGUACAGGAUGACCCACUGAUCAUGCUGGCUGCCCAUGUUGCAAAGAUCUCCAGCGAUAAUGUUUAUAAGAAGGACUUCAACAAGACCAAGACCAAAUUCCAUCUCCCAGUGGACAUGUUGACAAUUGAGCUGGCCAAGAAAUGCCAGAUUCAAGUGAAUGAUUUCAACUACAGAACCCACUUACACCAGUGGACCUGCCUGCCAGACUCUAAUGAUGUGGUUCAGGCCAGAAAGGUCUACGAUCUCCAGAGUGAUGCUGUGUACAAAUCUGACAUGGAGUGGCUGAGAGGAUGCGGCUGGUCGCCUCAGGACUGCGUGGAUGUUAUCAAAGUUAAGCAUGCUCAGAAUAUCCUCAACGACAAGCUCUACCGCCAGCACCCAAGCACUGUCAAAUUCACCAGCGUUGUUGAUCUGCCUGCUAUUGUCUUGUCCAAGCAAAAUGCCGACAACCUCAGUGAUAGAAAAUACAAGGAAGUCUGGGAAAAAGACAAGCUCUCCAUUCACCUGACACCUGACAUGCCUGCCAUGGAACUAUCCAAGGCUAAUAGUGUCAACAUCAGCAAUAAACUUUACACCAAGGCAUGGGAUGACCAGAAAGCUAAAGGCUACCACAUCAAGGAGGAUGCUAUCUCUGUGUUGAAGGCUAAAGCCUCCAGAGACAUCAUUAGUGACUUCAAAUACAAGACAGGAUACCGUAAACAAGUUGGACACCACAUUGGUGCCCGCAGCGUCCAGGACGACCCUCUGAUCAUGCUGGCUCUGAACUCAGCCAGGAUUGCCAGUGAUGCUCUGUACAAGAAGGACUUCAACAAGUCUAAGACCAAGUUCCAUCUGCCAGUGGACAUGCUGACUCUUGAACUGGCCAAGAAAUGCCAGGUUCAAGUCAAUGACUUCAACUACAGAACUCAUCUGCACCAGUGGACCUGCCUGCCAGACUCCAACGAUGUUGUCCAGGCCAGGAAGGCCUACGAUCUCCAGAGCGAUGCUGUCUACAAAUCUGAUUUGGAGUGGUUACGUGGAUGUGGAUGGGUGCCACAUGAGUGUGUGGAUGUUGUAAAGGUGAAACAUGCACAGAAGAUUCUGGCUGAUAGAGGCUACCGUGUCAAGCUUGAUGAGCAGAAAUUCACAGCUCCGAUUGACAGAGUGGACCUUGUCUGCGCCAAAAAUGCUGCUGAAGUCCUCAAUGAGGCCAAGUAUCGUGAGGCAUGGCAUCAGGAAAAGACCAAGUAUUCAUUGGUGGACACUCCAACCCUUGCGACAGCCAGAGAGGUGGCUAAGAAUGUUCACCCGAAACUGUACACAAAGGACUGGGAUAAGGUCAAAGCAACUGGUUACUUCAUGCCAGGAGAUGCUGUACCAAUCAAGCAGUGCAUCCAGACAACCAAAGUGCAGAGCGCUCACAAGUAUAAGGAAGGAUACCGUAAGCAGGUAGGACACCACAUUGGUGCGCUCAGCGUCCAGGACGACCCUCUGCUCAUGCUGGCUCUGAACUCAGCCAAGAUUGCCAGUGAUGCUCUGUACAAGAAAGACUUCAACAAGUCCAAGACCAAGUUCCAUCUGCCAGUGGACAUGCUGCAGUUCGAACUGGCCAAGAAAUGCCAGAUUCAAGUCAAUGAUGACAACUACAGAACGCGCCUGCACCAGUGGACUUGUCUGCCUGACCAGAACGAUGUCAUCCAGGCCCGCAAAGUCUACGACCUUCAGAGUGAUGUUGUGUAUAAAGCUGAUCUGGAAUGGAUUCGCGGGUGUGGCUGGGUGGCAGCUGACUCUGUUGAUCACGUCAAGGUCAAAAAGGCCCAGGAAAUUCUCAAUGAUAGGCUUUACAAGAGGAAUGCCAAAGAAUGCUUUGGAAAAUUCACUCCGAUUGUCGACCUCCCCGGAAUUGUCCUGGCUAAGAUAAAUGCUGCCAAUCUCAGUGAUCUCAAGUACAAAGAGACCUUUAAUGCAGAAAAGGGCCACUACAUUGGCUCAGAAGACACUCCCCAGCUGGCCCAUAGCAGGGAGGUGGCCAAGAACAUCAGUGAGAAAUAUUACAAACAACACUGGGACGAUUCCAAAGCUACGGGCUACCAGCUGAACCAUGAAUACAUCCCUCUGGUCAGCGGCAAGAAGGGCAGAGAGAUCGCUAGCGAUGUCAAGUACAAGACUAACUUUGAGAAGGGCAAGGGUCACUACAUGGCCGGAACCCUGGUGGACUUCCCUGAGGUUAUGCGCUGUGGAGAACAAGAGAAGAACAAGGGAGUGAGGCUCUACCACAAAGACUACCAUCAAAGCAAGCUCAAGACCCACCUCCCACCAGACGUCAUUGCCAACCAGGUGGCUAAGAGGUGCCAGGACAUGCUGAGUGACGUUAUUUACCGCACCUACCUGCACCAGUGGACGUGCCAUCCUGAUCAGGAGGAUGCCAUCCGUGCCCGCAAGACCAAUGAGAUUCUCAGUGAUGUAUUCUACAAGGAGGACCUGAACUGGAUGAAGGGUAUUGGCUGCUACGUCUGGGACACACCUGAGAUUGUUCGUGCCAAGAAAGCAUACGAGCUGCAGAGUGAUCUAAAAUACAAAGAGGAGGGUAAGAAGGAAUUCAACAACUACUCCAUCGUGACAGACACCCCAGUCUAUGUGACCGCUAUCCUGGGUCACACCUGGGCCAGCGAGCUGAACUACAGGGAGGCUUACCAUAAGGAGAAGCACAUGUAUACCACUGUUCUUGAUACCUACGACUAUGCCAGAUGCCACAACUUCAAGCACUUCUUCAGCAACAAAGUUUACACAUCUGCUUGGGACAAAAUCAAGGCCAAGAGUUACCACAUCCCACAUGACUCACACGCUCUGCAACACGCAAAGCAGCAGAAGAUCAUUCUCAGCAAUGUGAAGUACAAGGAGGAUUACGAGAAAUUCAAAUCCCUCUACAGUCUGCCCAAGUCCCUGGAGGAUGAUCCUGCCACUGCUCGCUGUGUCAAAGCUGGAAAGCUCAACAUUGAUCGUCUGUACAGGGAGAACUAUGAGAAGACCAAGGCCAAGAACCACAUCCCUCCGGACAUGCUGGAGAUCCUGUCCGCCCGCAACACUCAGUCUACCGUUAGUGGGAUCAACUAUCGCAAGUAUCUGCACCAGUGGAUCUGCCUGCCCGACAUGCAGGUGUAUGUCCAGGCGCGCAAAGUCAACGAGCAGCUCAGUGACAUCUUCUACAAGGAUGAUCUUAACUGGCUGAAGGGUAUGGGUUGCUAUGCCUGGGACACACCAGAGAUCCUCCGUGUCAAGCAUGCUGGUGACCUGCAGAGUGAGAAAAAGUACAGAGCCAAGGGUGUUGAGAGCUUCAAGGACUACACAGUUGUGACGGACACACCAGUUUACGAGACUUCCAAGCAGAACGCCCAAAACCUGAGCGAUCUGCACUACCGCUAUGAUUACAACACCAAUGUCAAGGGCACCAACACAGCCCCUGCUGUCACCAUCGACACAGAGAGGGUGCGCCUGGCCAACCACAUCCAGAGUGAGAACCUUUACAAGGAGGCCAACAAGAGCUUCAUGCCAACCGGAUACAGCCUGCCACAUGACACCCCUCUUAUCAAACAGGCUAAGAACAACAGCAUUGUCACCAGCAACGUGAAGUACAAGGAAGCCUACGAGAUGAUGAAGGCCAAGUCCUACACCCUUCAUCCAGAGGGUGUCAACUUCGUCAAUGCCAGGAAGGCCAACCAGAUCAUCAACGAGCGUCUGUAUCGUCAGCUGUAUGAGAAGCAGAAGGACAAGAUCCACACAACCUACGACACCCCUGAUAUCAAACAAGUCAAGAUGAACCAGGAGAAUCUCAGUGACUUGUGCUACAAAGAGAAGUACUACAACACCAGAGGCCAGCUGAUCUCCAUGCCCAUUACACCCGAGCUGAUGCACUGCAGCCACGUCAAUGAGAUCACCAGUGAUCUCCGAUACAAAGAGGAUCUGCAGUGGCUGAGAGGCCUUGGCUGCUUCUUGUAUGACACCCCUGAAAUGGUCCACGUCCGCAACAUCACUAAGUUCAGGGUCAACUAUCCAGUGGAAGCAAAGAAGAACCAUGCCAACUUCUCUGUCGUCCUGGACACACCAGAGUACAAGCGUGUGACUGAGCUCAAGACCCACAUGAGCAAUCUGAUCUACAAAGCACAGAGCAAAGAAGAAAUGGCUAAGGUCACCAGCACGCUGGACUCUGUGGAUAUCAAGAGAGUCAAAUGGGCACAGCAGCUUAUGAAUAAGUACCAGUACACAGAUCUGGCUGCUAAGGAGAGAGCCCACUUCACCCCAGAGGUUGAAACUCCCGGCAUGGGCCAUGCUAGGUCAAUGAAGGUGGUCUUCAGUGAUAACAAAUACAAAGAACAGUAUGAGAAGAUGAAGCACAGAUACACCGCCAUCGCUGAUACACCCAUCCUCAUCCGUGCCAAGAAGUCCUACCUCCAGUCCAGCGAUCUGCGCUACAAAGAGACCUUCGAGCUCUCCAAGGGACAUUACCGCACAGUGAAGGACGCGCUGGACAUCAUCUACCAUCGCAAGGUCACGGACGACAUCAGCGAGGUCAAAUACAGAGAGAAGUACAUCAACUCCCUGGGUACGUGGAAGUCCAUCCCUGACCGCCCUGAGUUCUUCUUCAGCAGGAUCGUCAGCGACAACGUCAGCAAUGUCAAGUACAAGGAGGACCUGGAUUGGCUGAGGGGUAUUGGCUGCUUUGUGUGGGACACACCUGAUUUGGUGAUGGCUGACAGGAACAGGGCUCUGUACAGUGAGAGGCUGUACAAAGCCUCCUAUGAGAAGAACAGAGGCAACUUCAGGUAUACCUGCGACACUCCGUUCUUCCAGGCUACCAAGAACGCCUCCAUCCUCAUCAAUGAUAAAAAGUAUAAAGCCCAAGCGAAGGAUCUGCUAAGGGGUGGCUGCACUGAGCUGCUCCGCCCAGACAUCCUCACAGCCAUUUAUCAGACCAGUAUGGGCAGUAAGUGGAAGUACAGGGAGCAGUAUGAGCGUGCCAAGGACAAGUUCACCUCCAUCUUGGAGACCCCUGAGUACGAGGCCCACAAACGCAGCAAGAAGAUCAGCGAUAUUAUCUACAAGAUGGAGUACAACAAGAACAAGGCUAAGGGAUACACCCUGCCAUACGACACUCCUUAUCAGCAGCACAUGAAGAAGGUCAAGGAGAUCACCAGCAAUCUCAAAUACAAGGAGGUGUAUGAGAGGAGCAAGGCCCAGAUCAACAUGGACCCCGAGGCUCACGAGAUCCGUGCUGCCAAAGAGGCUUACAGGAACAUCAGCAACCUCGACUACAAGAAGAAGUAUGAAGCAACCAAAAACAAGUGGAUCUGGACGGCAGACAGGCCUGACUUUGUUAACGCUGCAAAGAACAGCCUCCAGCAGAGUGAUGUUGAGUACAAGUAUGACAAGGAGAUGCUGAAGGGCUGUGUAAUACCUGUGGUUGAUGACAAGCUCACCGUGCUGGCUAUGAAGAACGCUGAGAUGGCCAGUGAUGUGAAAUAUAAGGAGAAAUAUGAGAAGGAAAAGGGCCACUACGUGCCUGUCCUGGACACUCCUCAAAUCCUCCAUGCCAAGUCAGUGCGCACCCUGGUGUCCGAGAGCAAAUACAAGGAGGCCAGCAAGAAGGACAUGCAGUCCGGCUCAUUCACAACACUGCCCCAGACCCGUGACACUGCCCACAGCAAGCAGGUCAACAAGCUCGUCAGCGGGAAAUUGUACAAAGCGGAGUUUGAGAAGGAGAAGGGCAAGUCCAAGUACAACAAGAUGAUAGUUCCACCUGACGUUCAGCAUGCCAUGGAUGUGGCCAAGAGUCAGAGCAGCUUUGCCUACAAGAAGGAUGCCAAGGCCAGUCUGCACUACACUUCUGUAGCUGACCGCCCUGACAUCAAGAAGGCCACUCAGGCUGCCAAACUUAUCAGUGAGGUUGGCUACCGUGAGAAGGCCCGCCAGGAGGCCAGCCGUGGAGGCUCUCUGGCCAACCGCCCAGACAUCACUCUGGCCACUGAGGUGUCCAAGCUGACCAGCCAGGUGGAGGCCAAGCCCUCCCUCCAUGGAGCAGCUUCGUAUGACACCCUGCAGAUGCGCCACAUUAAGAAAAUGAGUGCCCUGACUAGUAAUGUGAAGUACAAGGAGAAGUUUGACAAAGAAAUGAAAGGAAAGAGGCCAAAGUAUGACCUGAAGGAGAGUAAGAUUUACAAGACUUUGAAGGAUGCCAAUACACUGGCUAGUGAGGUGAAAUACAAAGGUGACCUGAAGAAGCUCCACAAGCCUGUGACAGACAUGGCCGAGUCUCUGUCCAUGCAGCACAACCUGAGCACCAGCAAGCUGUCCAGCGAUUACCGGUACAAGAAGAAAUUUGAGGAGAGUAAGGGUCACUACCAUAUGAUCCCUGACACACCAGAGCAGCUCCAUCACAAGGAGGCCUCUGAACUUCAGAGCAACGUGAAGUACAAGGAGAAGUACGAGAAGGAGAAGGGCAAGGCCAUGAUGGACUUUGAGACACCCACAUACGUGACUGCUAAGGAGGCUCAGCACAUGCAGAGCCAGAAAGACUAUAAGAAGGACUUUGAGGAGUACAUGAGGGGCAAGAACCUCUCUGGCUUGGAGGUCACCCCUGCCAUGAUACAUGUCAGACACGCCACCAAAAUAGCCAGUGAGAAAGAGUACAGGAAGGAUCUAGAGGAGGGGGUGAAGGGUAAAGGGCUAACUGUACUGGAGGAAACUCCGGAGCUUUUGAGAGCAAGGAAUGCCACUCAGAUCCUGAGUGAGAGAGAGUACAAGAAGGCACUGGAGCAGGAGAUCAAGGGCAAGGGAAUGUUGGCUUUGGCUACAGACACCCCAGACUUCAUGAGGGCCAGGAACGCCACUGACAUCCUCAGUCAGACCAAGUACAAGCAGACUGCUGAGAUGGACAGGGCCAGCUACACCACUGUCAUCGACACUCCGGACAUCAUCCACGCCCAGCAGAUGAGGAACAUCGUCAGCCAGAAAAAGUACAAGGAGGAGGCUGAGAAGACCAUGUCUCACUACGUGCCAGUCCUGGACACCCCCGAGAUGCAGAGAGUCCGUGAGAACCAGAAGAACUUCAGCACUCUUCAGUACCAGACAGACCUUAAAAACAUAAAGGGCAAAGUGUCUGCUGUAAAGGACACCCCUGAAAUGCUUCGUGUUAAAGAGAAUACAAAGAAUUUCAGCUCGAUUCAGUACAAAGAGGACUUGGGAGGAGGAACAGCCAUACCCAAGACCCCAGAGAUGGAGAGGGUUAAACUCACCCAGCAGCACAUUAGCACGAUAAAGUACAAGGACGCUCUGGGUCAAGGCACAGCCAUACCAGAUCUCCCUGAGGUGAAGCGGGUCCAACAAACCCAGAAGAAUAUCAGUUCGCUUCAGUACAAAGGGGAACUGGGACAAGGCACUGCUGUGUCAGACACUCCAGAGAUUGACAGAGUUAAACGCAAUCAACGCAACAUUAGCACGAUAAAGUACAGGGACUCUCUUGGUCAAGGCACAGCCAUACCGGACCUGCCUGAGGUGAAGCGGGUCCGACAAACCCAGAGGAACAUCAGCUCGGUGUUGUAUAAGGACAGUUCAGCCAAGGGAACUCCCGUGGUGUUUACUCCAGAGAUGGAGCGAGUCAAAAGGAACCAAGAACACAUUAGCUCGGUGCUGUACUCUGACAGUUUCCGCAAGCAGGUGCAGGGCAAGGCCGCCUUCGUUCUGGAUACACCUGAGAUGAGGCGCGUCAGAGAGACCCAGCGCAUCAUCUCUGGAGUGAGAUAUCACCAGGACUUUGAGAAGAGCAAGGGAAGCUUCACCCCGACCAUCAGCGACCCUGUGACCGAGCGCGUGAAGAAGAACACCCAGGAGUUCAGCGACAUCUCCUACCGCGGCAUCCAGAGACGCGUGGUGGAGAUGGAGAGGCGACGGGCCAUCGAGCACGAUCAGGAGACCAUCACCGAUCUGCGUGUGUGGCGCACCAACCCCGGCUCCGUGUUUGACUACGACCCCGCUGAGGACAACAUCCAGUCCAGGAGUCUGCACAUGAUGUCUGUGCAAGCACAGCGUCGCAGUAAGGAGCACUCCCGCUCCACCAGCGCCAUGAGCGGUCUGGCUGAUGAGAAGUCCGAGAUGUCCCAGGACGUUGACCACCACAUGUCCCUCUACAGCAACGGCUUCGGGGCCCCGUCUCUGGGCUACCAGCAUGCUAAGACUGUGGAGCUGCAGCAGAGGUCAUCAUCAGUGGCCACCCAGCAGACCACCGUCUCCUCCGUCCCCUCACACCCCUCUACCACUGGAAAAACUGUCCGUGCCAUGUAUGACUACGGUGCAGCCGACAGUGAUGAGGUUUCCUUUAAGGAUGGUGAUGUCAUCGUUAACGUGCAGUCCAUCGACGAGGGAUGGAUGUACGGCACCGUGCAGCGUACCGGCAAGACCGGUAUGCUGCCUGCCAACUACGUUGAGGCGAUUUAAAGACAAAGCCCGCCCAUCAUCCGUCAGGAGUGGGCGAGACACAUCCACAGGGCAAGCUGAUUGGCCCUCGUCCUGCGGCCGGAUCUUUGGCUCAGUGCAAUAUCUAGUUUCAGAUUCUUGUAGCUGUUAUUGUAUUUAAAUAGUGCAUAGUGGUUCUGUCACCCCUCAUAUAGGCUAGCUGUUGCCCCGUUCCCUGUGGAUGUGACAUAAGCACCUGACAGACGUGAGAUACAUAUAAAUAUUUCUGAAUAUACAUACCAAACCUAUUAUGAAUGCUAGACUCUAUUAUAUAGACUGUUGAAGUUGUUCUAAGACCUGUCUUGGAAGAUCAGUAUCACAAAGUUGUCAGCCCAUUAUGUUGUAAAUUGCAAAAAACAAACACCCUAUGUAAUAUUUAUGUGAAACAUAUUUAUAGAGAAAAUUUCAUAAAAAAGAUGGGCUCAUGCAGUUCAAUCUAUGUAAUGCAAAUGUUAAAGUUGUGGAGAGAAAAGGUUGUCACUGACGACAACAGCACUGAAAUUAUAUUAAAAAAAAAAAAAAAAAAACGAAACCUGAAGGAGGUACCUAUAAUCUGCCUCCUCCAUGAUCAAACCAGUCUUGAAGAGUUUUAUGAGACAAGCCGCGAUCUUCCCUCCUUUACUGAAGACUGGUCACUAGUAGAAUGUGUGUUUUGUUUCUUCCGAUUAGCUAGGUCUGGGGGAAGGGGAAGUCCUACACCUUUAAUCAGUAGCUAAUAAAGCACAUCAAGCUCCUGCAAUCGUC